AUGAAUUAGAUUAAAAACUUAUAAUAGAAUAUCAAUAUACAAGAGGCUAUUUCAACUAUUACAGAAUUUACCAUAAUCGGAGACAAAAAUAAUUAGGACCUAUUUGAGUAUGAAUUUCAAGAUUUGUUAGCUUGUUCAUUGAAGAGAAAGAUUCUAAAAAAAACAACCGAAGCAGAUAUUAUAAUCAAAAUAUUGUCAUCUGUUUCCAUGUUAUUUACUAAUAUCAAUAAUAACCUAAUUGUUCUCCUUUCCUUACCCUAAUUAAACGAAUUCAUCAUAUUCGAUUAUAAUUUGAAAAAGGAAGAGAUCCCAGAUUACUACAUCAAUUUUAUUAAAAUUAUCUCAAAUAAGCUAAAUGCUGGUAAUAUUUAAUUAUUCUUCAACUCUAAAUAUUGCUAGUUCCCAUUAUUGCUUUACUCAUAAAACUUCUACAAUUCACCAGAUAACUUAACACGAAUAUAUACAAGACAUUUGCUAUUACACAUUUUGUAAAUUACUUAGGAAUCAAAACUAAGUCCAAUCCUAGUAAAGUACUUGCAAUCUUAUCCCUUUUUAUAAGUUCUGGCAAAUCAUAUGCAAUUCAUGAGGGAAUUGUUUGCAAAAACCAAAGAAAAACAUGAUAAUUUUGAAGAAGAACUUGGUCUUAUGGAUCAUUUCUUUAAAGAUCUCUCUCAAAUAGUUCCUCAAUUGAAAUAAAUUUUAGAUAAUCUAAUAAUGCAGAUCAUAAUUUUACCGUAAUAUAAGGAAAUAACAAACAUAAAAGAUGAUUAGAAAACUUAAUGUUUUAACACCAUCUUGCACUUUUUAUAAAAUGAUAUUUAUGUUAGUGAAAGAUUGUAAGUUGGAAUAUUUUCAUUGAUUUUUUUGCACGAAAUACCAGAAUUUCAAAUAUUUGAAAUAGAAUUAAAUUAUUUACCAGUUUAGGAUCCUGAAAUAAGAGAAAUUUGCCUAAAUUUCUUUAAAAAUUCCUCAAACAUCUAAGAAUCACGCUUUAUGGUAUUGGAAAAAUUAAAUUAUACUUUAUCCUUAAUUCCAUAUUUAUCAAGUUAUUAUUCAAAGAGUAAUCCAAAAUACUUAUUAUUUGAAGAAUUAUUGAAAAAUGAUGUUGUUUCUAUUUUAUUAAUGUCUAACAAUCUUUAAUAUUAUAAAUAGUAGGUGUAUAAUUUAUAUAACAUUUAUACUUUUUUGGAUUGUUUGAAUGAAGGUCAUUAUUUAUAGGUUUUGGAUAUUAUGCUUGUUUUGAUAAUGAACAAACAUAUCUUUUAGAUGACUUCACUCCAAAAAGUGAGUUUUCUUAUUAAUUUAAUUAACAUUAUGAUAAAUGAAUCAGAGAACAAAAUAAAUACGAUUGAAAAUUGCAAGAAAAGUAUUUAAAUUGUAAAGGAACUAAUUUCAAAUUAUGAGAAGAGAUUUAUGAUUGCAUUUAUGAGAUGCAAUGUUUUAAAAAAAAUAGAAAUUCACUUUAUCAAUUCAGAAUCCCUUUAUUAUAAAUAUUUUUUUAAGAUUUAAUAAUGCGUAGAAGAUGAGAAUAUAGAAGUAUUUAAAAAAAAACCAGAAACACAUUAAAUAAUCAGAUUUUUUAUGUUUUUAAAUGUGAUUUUAGAAUAGGGGUGGCUAGCAAAUCCAUUUAAGAAGAUUAAUUAUAAUUUAACCUUUGAACCGAAGUCAUUUAAAAAUGGAUAGAUUAAACUAAUUAAUUGUUAAGCUAUAAUAGAAAAUAACACUUAUGAAUUAGAAGAAUUAGAAGUAAUGUAUGAUUAAGAGCAGAAAAAGGUGAUAAUUGUAAAUUUAAUUAAUGAAAAUGAAAAUUACAAGGUUGAAUUCGAGGAAGCAGUUGAAUAGGAAGAAUUUUUAGUAGAAUUCUAGAUGAGGCAAAAGUAUUAAGAAUAACACUUUGUUCCAGAAACUCUACGACAAUUGAAUAAAUUAUACUUAUGA
This is a messenger RNA of Paramecium tetraurelia, 1938 nucleotides long. RefSeq lists its product as uncharacterized. Gene Ontology annotation, biological process: regulation of autophagosome maturation; endosome to lysosome transport; endosomal transport. Lineage: Eukaryota; Ciliophora; Oligohymenophorea; Peniculida; Parameciidae. The record is from RefSeq and is a predicted model, not a curated record. Gene Ontology annotation, cellular component: endolysosome membrane; late endosome. The transcript is spliced from 5 exons.